Mytilinidion resinicola is the source of this 1899-nucleotide messenger RNA. Its product is annotated as MFS general substrate transporter. NCBI's taxonomy places the organism in Eukaryota, Fungi, Ascomycota, Dothideomycetes, Mytilinidiales, Mytilinidiaceae. Bases 1 to 1899 code for a protein of 632 amino acids. The record is from RefSeq and is a predicted model, not a curated record. The transcript is spliced from 2 exons. Gene Ontology annotation, biological process: transmembrane transport. Gene Ontology annotation, molecular function: transmembrane transporter activity.
AUGGCUUCCAAUCUCACCACCAUCGAAGACGGCGAUGGUCAAGAGUUCAUUAUCGAAGUCAAAGUUCGACCAAACCAACACCAACUCCGCCGAAUCCAAAGCCCGUCUCACGCAGAAGAACCUUCUACGCAGAAUGGACCAGAUACACUCAACACCCUAUCACGAAACCCAUGGAGAAGCACUGUGAUUGAUCGUCCCGACUCCAUCUAUGAACCCCCAUCAAGAGACUCGGUCCGGCGCAGCCUGAACAGAAAUGCCAGCACCACCAGUCGGCUGAGCAAGCGCAUGAGCCGCGCGAGCGACACCUUUUACGCCGCUGUAGAAUACAACACCGACGAGCCUCCACAGCAACCGACCAAGUAUGGAAUGCACUUCUACCUCAUUCUCUUCGCGCUAAGCAUCACCAACGUACUCGUUGCGCUCGAAGGCACCGUCACUUCCACCGCCUUACCCACUAUCGUUCGCGCCCUCGGAGGUGGCUCGUCGUACGUCUGGGCUUCGUCCGGAUACUUCCUUGCGUCUACUGUACUGCAGCCGCUGUACGGACAGAUGGCAGAUAUCUUCGGACGGCGGAUCCUCAUCAUCUUUGCCGUGUGCGCCUUCAUCCUUGGGAGCGGCAUUUCAGGAGGCGCUCCAAGCAUGGAAAUCUUGAUUUUCGGAAGAGUCGUCCAAGGAGUUGGUGGUGGAGGCAUCAACAUGUUGGUCAACCUAAUCGUGUGCGACCUCGUGCCUCUACGAGAUCGUGGGAAGUUCAUGGCUGUGAUCUUUUCUGCCAUCUCCGUCGGCACUGGCUUGGGUCCUUUCCUGGGUGGCGUUAUUGUGCAGUCGACUACUUGGCGAUGGGUAUUCUACCUGAACAUACCCGUCGGCGCGGUCUCGUUGGUCCUCCUAAUUUUAUUCCUCAAGGUCAAAGCGCCAACAGAAAAGACAACGUGGCCCGAGAAGCUGGCGAGGAUAGACCUAGCAGGCAACGUGAUUUUUGUCACUGGUGUCUCCUUCAUUUUGGUAGCGCUAGCCUAUGCUGGAACUUUGUGGCCAUGGAAGAGCUACAAUACCAUCGUCACGCUUCUUUUCGGCUUCUCCGCCAUUGUCGUCUUCUUAUUUUACGAGGAGAGCAGCUACUGCUUGCAUCCCACGAUGCCGCUUCGGCUUUUCAGGAAUCGCACUUCGGCCACUGCUUUCGUAAUCACUUUCAUCCACUCGCUCCUCACUCUUUUGGUCAUUUACUUUCUCCCCGUCUACUUCCAGGCCGUCCUUCUCUCUUCGCCCACUCGAUCUGGAGUCCAAAUGCUCCCGACUGUCAUCGUCCUAGUCCCUUUCUCUGCAAUCUCAGGCGCGCUUCUCUCAAAGCUUGGUCGAUACAAGCCGUUCCAUCUUGCCGGCUUCUCAGUCAUGACAGUCGGACUCGGCUGCUUCAUUACUUUGAGCGCUCGAAGCCCAACAGUUGCUUGGAUCAUGGUCCAGUUCGUAGUGGCCCUCGGAUCUGGCUUCGUACUCAGCACCCUCCUCCCGGCUGCCCAAGCUCAACUCGAUGACAAGGACACAGCUGCCGCAACAGCCACUUGGGCGUUUGUGCGGCAAUUUGGCGUGGUAUGGGGAGUAUCAGUCCCCGCGGCAAUAUUCAACAGUCAGAUCGAGCACCUCUUGCCACGCAUCGACGAUGCAGGAGUGCGGGCUACGCUUGCCGGAGGUGCGGCGUACGACCACGGAACGAAAGAGUUCAUUUCUGGGUUCUCAAAUCCUCUCAGAGGUCAGAUUAUUUCAAUGUACUCAGACAGUUUGAAGAUUGUGUGGAUCUUUGCGACAGCGAUGGCCGGGCUUGGGUUUUUACUUGUGUUUCUGGAGAAGGAGGUGAAGUUGAGGACACAACAGAAGACGGAGUAUGGUCUUGAUGAGUGA